AUGCAUUAUUUUUAUGGAGUUGCACAAGGAGACGGCAUUAAAGCAGCGCGUCUGUAUCGCGAACAACUUCAACGCCGUGGUGGACCGCAACCUCCGCGAUAUCCCGACCACCGUGUUUUUAUUAACACACACAAUGCUUUAAUGGCAGGCCGCAUUCCUGGUCAACGCGGCAAUCGUGAAGCUAUCCUUAGAGCAGACCCGGAUCGCACAGAAGUGGUGCUGGAAGCAGUUCAGCGAAAUCCGUCUACAAGUACGAGAGCCAUGGCUCGUGCUUUCGACAUCCCAAGGACUUCUAUCCAAGCCAUAUGUACUUCACGA
Brenthis ino (lesser marbled fritillary) is the source of this 318-nucleotide messenger RNA. NCBI's taxonomy places the organism in Eukaryota, Metazoa, Arthropoda, Insecta, Lepidoptera, Nymphalidae. The record is from the annotation of a GenBank genome assembly.